CUCUCUCAAAGUCUCAAAAAGUCAUGUUCUUCAGCUGCGUCUUUGUUGCUCUUGCUGCCUCUGCGGCUGUUGCUGUCUCCGCAGAAUCUAAACCUCUUGAAUAUUUUAUUUAUGCCCCAGCCCAGAGUGACUCUGACAUGCUGGCCCGUCAGAAAGUUGCUGCGGAAGCCCACCUUGCGCAUGCUAAUUCGUUGAAUGCGACCGGAAACUUAGACUAUGGCGGCCCUGUUCUCACUGCAAGCUCGACGGCAGCUAACCCAACGUUCGCGGGUUCUGUGUUCGUCCUGAAGGUAGAAAACUUAGAGGCAGCUAAAAAAGUGGUAGAGGACGACGCGUACUAUACCGGCAACGUGUGGGAUCCCAAGAAGAUUGUGGUUCUGCCAUAUAUUCCUUACUUUUAAGCUCUAGAAUUUCCUAUCUCUAGAUAUUUAUAUAUUUGUUUACUCUUAUAUAUAUUAUACAAAUUUAUAUUAAUAGCUCUUUAUU
Molecule: messenger RNA, 486 nt
Organism: Trichoderma virens Gv29-8
Lineage: Eukaryota; Fungi; Ascomycota; Sordariomycetes; Hypocreales; Hypocreaceae
Exons: 3
Coding region: 24-401 (125 amino acids)
Source: RefSeq, a predicted model, not a curated record